AUGGUGAUUGUGCAAUCGAACGUUAUCACCUCGAACAGUCGAGUUGGACUCGAGUGGGACAUCAACGAUCCCAACGUGCCGCCCGUCUGUGAAGCGGAUCUGGAUGAUUUCAACGAGUGGAGCGAUGGACACUGUCGCUACAUAUAUCGCGCCAUGGAUGAACAAGCCAAACGGCACUCGUCCGGUUGGGCCAUGAGGAAUACAAAUAACCACAACGUUAGCAUCUUGAAGAAAAGCUGCCUGGGUGUGUUGGUUUGCUCGGCAAGGUGUGUCCUCCCGAAUGGGGACAAAAUAACUCUCCGGCCGGCAAUUUGCGAUAAGGCCCGUCGGAAGCAACAGGGAAAGACAUGCCCGAAUCGCUUGUGCGUUGGAGGAAUUUUGGAGAUAUUGCCUUGCCGUGGACAUUGUGGUUAUCCUGUAACGCACUUUUGGCGUCACACCACCAACGCUAUUUUCUUCCAAGCCAAAGGAGUACACGAUCAUCCUCGGCCAGAGUCCAAAUCGUCCGGAGAGACACGUAAAAUUCUGGGAAUCGGCCGACGGGAGCGUGUGCUCAAAGCAAUACAAUCAAAAGUUACAAAGAUUACAGGUGUCAAACAAACCAAAAAAGCCACAAGGCAGCUGCUGGAGUCAAGCAAAUCUCUAUCUGCUAGUCAAUCCGGUGUCAACCAGCUGAGUCGCCUAGGUGUGGAGAACAGUUAUAAUUUGACAUUCCAAAGCAACUAUAAAUCAAACAACCAGUGCAGCUACGGAGUUGGACUUGCACCCACCAGCCAUUCAAGCAACGUUCAUUCGUCAAAUCAAGACUACAACUACUCAUAUUACUACGACAGUUCCAGCUUCAUUCAUCCGGAGGAAAUAUUCCAGCUGGAUCAACCCAUUCGACCAAUCAACAAACAGCCAAGCUGCUCCAGCACUAGCCUACAUUCGCUGGGAGUAUCGCCGCCCACGGUUCUAGACAUGGAAAGUGGCAACAUCUAUAAGAACAACAAUUUAACCAGUCCUAACGACUACGGCAGCCGAUAUCUUGAUUGUAUCAAGUACGAAACUAACAGCACCGACACGGAUACCGCAAGUCUAACUAGCGGUUCUAGCAUGUUUGACGACUUCUCCUAUUACUCGAGCCCGCAAGUCGAUUAUCAUGGCGCACACACUAAUAACAACAACGCCACUUUGCCCGAUAUGAACAAGAUGAACCUGCGUUUGAGCGAUGACAUCAAUUCGUUUUUUACUGGCCAAACGAGUUGCGUGUCGCAAAGCAAGCUUUCCGCUGAUACCGUUCAGAAUGGUACAGCCAAUCAACUGCUGGAAAGCUUUUGCUACGAAAAUUAUAGUAAUUCUGCAUCGCCAAAUGCGGCGGCUGCAACAACGUCGAUGAUUCAGCCAUUCGGUGCAGGAUACCACAGUGAAGGAUCUAAUGGAGACGCCCUCGUACCAAAUGGUGCCGUGGAGCAUUCGGCACUUCAUGCUGCUGAUAACUGGUGGGUUGGCGGUGGUGGAAGUGCUGGAAGUGGAACCGGCACCAAUUACUGGCAUCAAACCGAUACCGUCAUUGCUGGCGGCAGUCAGCAGCAGCAUUACUAUCUGCUGGAACAGUCGGAAUAUUUGAGUUAA
Messenger RNA from Sabethes cyaneus, 1614 nucleotides. RefSeq names its product transcription factor glial cells missing-like. Gene Ontology annotation, molecular function: DNA-binding transcription activator activity, RNA polymerase II-specific; RNA polymerase II cis-regulatory region sequence-specific DNA binding. The coding region runs from base 1 to 1614 and encodes 537 amino acids. NCBI's taxonomy places the organism in Eukaryota, Metazoa, Arthropoda, Insecta, Diptera, Culicidae. Gene Ontology annotation, biological process: gliogenesis; regulation of transcription by RNA polymerase II. The transcript has 3 exons. Gene Ontology annotation, cellular component: nucleus. The record is from RefSeq and is a predicted model, not a curated record.